AUGUUUUUUGGUGGAAAUCUGCUAUCUUGGUCUUCCAAAAAGCAGCCUACAGUCUCCAGAUCCAGUACUGAAUUUGAGUACAAAUCCCUUGCUAAUGCUACUGCAAAAUUACUUUGGAUUCAAUCACUACUCCGAGAACUUGGUGUUUUUCUUUCGGCGGCACCGAUUCUCUAUUGUAACAAUAUUGGUGCUACGUACUUAACAUCAAAUCUGGCCUUUCAUGCCCGCACAAAAUGCAUUGAAAUUGAUCAUCAUUUUGUUCAUGAUAUUUUAGUUCAGAAGUCGCUCACCGUCAAGUUCUUAUCGAAUAAAAAUCAAAUUGCUGAUGUUCUUACCAAGCCAUUAGCCUCCACCCAGGUUAACUCAACAGAUAUAUUCACUGACUACUUUGUCUAUUUUUCUAUUGGUUUUCAGCUUAAAAUCUUGAGCGAAAUUCAUCAUCCCCAUUUGCUUCUCCUUCUUGGAGCAUGUUUAGAUCACGGUUGCCUAGUCUUUGAGUACAUGGAGAAUGGUAGCCUGGAGGACAGGUUGAUCAGGAAAAAUGGUACACCCCCUAUUCCUUGGUUUGAGAGGUACCGAAUAGCUUGGGAAGUAGCCUCAGCUCUAGCCUUUCUUCACAACUCAAAGCCAAAACCAAUUAUCCAUCGUGAUCUGAAGCCGGCGAACAUUUUGCUUGAUCGUAACCUUGUAAGCAAGAUUGGUGAUGUUGGUCUUUCUAUGAUUCUUCAUUCAGAUUCUUGUGACACGGGACCUGUUGGGACACUCUCGUACAUAGAUCCUGAGUAUCAAAGGACUGGGUCAAUCUCUCCAAAGUCUGAUGUUUACGCUUUCGGGAUGAUAAUUUUGCAGUUGCUGACGGCAAAACCAGCAAUAGCACUGCCCCAUAUCGUAGAAACUGCGUUAAGUGAUGGUCAUUUAUUAGAGAUUUUGGAUCCAGAGGCUGGGAAUUGGCCAAUUGAGGAAACAAAGGAAUUGGCUGAACUGGGACUCAACUGUGCUGAGCUUUGGCGUAGAGACAGGCCUGAUUUAGAAGAAAAAGUACUUCCUGCACUGGAGAGAUUGAAAAAGGUUGCCGAUAGGGCUCAACAUUCAGCUUCCAGACUUCGACCCUCACCUCCUAACCACUUCAUCUGCCCAAUUAUUAAGGAUGUGAUGGAUGACCCUUGUGUCGCAGCGGAUGGUUACACUUACAACCGUAAAGCAAUAGAGUUCUGGCUUGAAGCGAACAAUACAUCGCCAAUGACAAAUAUGCCAUUGCUUGACAAGAAUCUAAUACCAAAUUACACGCUUCUUUCUGCGAUUAUGGAGUGGAAGUCCAGACACUAAUAACAACAUUCUUUAUUGAUUUUUCAGAAUAAUGCUGAAAAUUGUUAUUGAAUUGCAGACUUUUCUCUACGAUUAUGGAGAGGAGAGUGGAGUGUAGUCCACUGACCGAUGACAUCUACUUUGCUUCGUUCAGUAUAGCCUGACAGAAUUGUUUCUUUGAGGAUUCCUCAACAUGUAUAUGUAAUUAGAUGUAAAAAAAAAUAACAAAAUAAAAACAGAGCUCUUAGUGUUUCAGGUAGGAUAUUCUUACUAGGGUCCAUUUCUUUCGUAAUAUUAUGUAUUGAAAGACAACUUUUGUAAUGGCUAUAGCAAUGCAGUAGCGGUGUGGGUCGGAAAUAAGACCAACCGAGAUUCCUUUU
Messenger RNA from Corylus avellana, 1685 nucleotides. The record is from RefSeq and is a predicted model, not a curated record. Lineage: Eukaryota; Viridiplantae; Streptophyta; Magnoliopsida; Fagales; Betulaceae.